GCAGUCGCUGUAGAACUUUGCUGCGAGGUCGAUUAAAAAUUCCCUCCUCCCAUAUUUUAACUGGCUAAGGAAAGAAAAAGGCGAGUAUAAGAACAUUUUCGCUUUUUUCUACAGUAAUUUAUUCGUCCAUGUAAAAGAUAAAAACGCUUUAUGUUAAAUAUAUAUAUAUAUAUAAAUAUAUAUUAGUUUAUAUAUAUAUUUAUACAUAGAUACAUAGUUAGAAGAUGUAAAAAUGCAUCUAAAGUAUGUACAGUAUUUGUAUAUGUAAAUAAGGUCUUUUAAAUACUUUCCAAAUUAAACUGAAAUAAUGUUAAUUACCAAAGCUUAAGUGUUGUAUUAAUGAUAAUUAAUCGUUUAAAUGUCAUUUUUUCACCUCAUUUAAAAUAGGUAAAAUUCUUAUUAAACAAAUUUUGUUUGUAAGAAAAAGUUUUCUUAUUUUCUCGUAUUCCAUCAACCAUAAAACUCUUACUAUCCGACUAACUAGGAAUAAACUGUGUAAUAAGAAAAUCAGAGCCAGUUGUUUGUACUUAGACUAACCAAAGGCCUUUGAAGGGACAAACUGGACUAUAGGAAAAUUACUAAAACCCUUAUCAAAAAUAGUUUAGUCAAAAUAGAAAGAAAUGUUGUCUAUCAGUGUCUAAACUCAUAAUUCUAAUUUUAUGUAUCAACAAUAGAUUCGAAAGUAAAAAUGAAUACUUUUAUAUAUCUAUAAACAGAAUCUAUAUAGUUAUAUAAAUACAUACACCAGACGGUACUGUUUAAUUAUAGAAGUUACAAGAAACAAGAUUUAUCAUUCGCAGAAACACAGACACUCGAUAGCACCGACUACAAACCAGCCAGUUAUGCAGUUUAUAUACUUUAUAUAGUUUGUAGUACACAUAUGCAUAUAUGUAUGUAAGUAUGUGCGUAUACUUUUAUUUAUACAUAUAGCCCUAAUAUGUAUAUUUGUAAAGUGUAUACAUACAUAUGCAUGUACAUAUAUCCGCUUGUAUAUGAACUGAGAUAUCAGAUAUUCAAAGGCCUGGUAUAGUGAUAUUCUGUACAACUUUUUGUAAAAGAUAUGUCGGAACGGCGAAAAGUACGAUUCUAUUCUGUGCAGUACGAAGAGGACAGAAAGAGAAAGAAAUCAGGAGUUAGAAGAACUGUCAGCGAAGCUUUCGAAAUGGUAACUCGGAAGUCUAUUGCUUCAGGAUUUUCAAAUGGUCACAAGCGGGGGCACUCGCUAAAGGCUACUACCCUUGCCAUAUCAAGCUUCAGUACGAGGAAACGACUAAGAUCCAAAAGGCUCUUGUCCAAGCACAUGGGAAGUAGUGUCAACUUGCUUGAUGCUAAAAACUACAAUCCUUAUCAAGCUGCCCGGGAAGGCUUAGUGGAAAUAUUACGUCAAAAGUUCGAAACGGAUUAUAGUUUUCGAGUUAAUGACCUCGAUGAAGAUGGUCUGAGUAUUCUCCAUCAUGCAACCCGAUAUAAUCAAGAUGAAGUUGUAGUAUUCCUCUGCUCAAUCGGGGGUAUUCAAGUUGACGUUCGUAGUGCUGGUGAGGAACAAACUCCACUACAUAUAGGAGCCCUAUACCAAAGUGAAAAGGCUGUUGCGUGCCUCCUGCAAGCUGGAGCAGACAAGAACGCGAAAGACAACAAGAGUCGAACAGCUCUCCAUUACGCUGCACGGAGAGGUCAUGUCACUUUGGUAAAGAUGUUAACCUCUUUACCAGAUUGCUACGUUGAUUGGCCCGAUAUAGACAAUACAACGCCUUUACAUAUGGCUAGCGUAAACGGAAACGCCGAAUUAGUAGACGUUCUGAUAUCUCGGGGAGCUAAUCUCAUGGCAACCGACUGCAACAAUAUGACACCUAUUAUGCUGGCAGCGGCAGAUGGACAUAACGGUGUUCUUCAAAAAAUCUUCGAUUACGGUAAAUAAGCUUACAAAUAUUGAACAACGAACAAACAAACAGAGAACAACACAAACAAACAAAUACGUACACGAAUUGUUCGAUACAGCCGAGAAUAUGAAUAAAGUUUGCGAAGAACUCGUUAAUCAUAAAGACAUUGAAGGGGCUACUGCAUUACACUUAGCCAUUCAAAAUCAACAAUACGAGACUAUCAAAUUCCUGUUGGAUAAGGGAGCUAACGUGAUGGAAAGAAAAGAAAACGGUGUUACAGCCCUUCAUCUCGCCUCCGCCCAGGGUCUUACAGCAGUCGUCUCCCUCAUUCUCGAUUACUAUGCAAUUAUUGAUUGUGUUGAUUUAGAAGAUUGCACACCAUUACAUCGGGCAUCCCAAUAUAAUCAUGUCAAGACACUGGAAGUAUUAUUACAAAGAGGAGCUUCAGCUAAUAGAAAGGAUAGAGAUGGUCUAUUACCAAUUCAUUUAGCAGCUUGGAAAGGUCAAGUAGACGCGGUUAAGUUUCUUUUAGAGAGGACUGAUCAUGAAAAUAUAUAUGAAAUUGAUGUCUUUGAUAAAACGGCUCUUCACUGGGCUGUAGAAAAUGGACAAUACGAAUGUGCCGUUAUUCUAAUAAAAUACGGAAGAACAAGGUUGAUUCAGAUGAAAGACUAUUCGGAUAUGUCUGCCCUACAUUACGCUGCGAAAAAAGGCAAUUUAGAUAUUCUAAAACUGAUGUUGUCUAACAAUGCAGAAGUGGGUGCUAAGGACAGGGAUGAGAGAGCGUCACUUCACUAUGCUGCUAAAUACGGUCAUUAUGAGUGCGUUAAAGCCCUGUUAGAUAAAUCAGGGCAAGAGACAAACGAUAGCGAUGUUGACGGUCGAACACCGCUCCAUUUGGCCUGCUUAUCAGGUCAUAAUAAAAUAUUAUCUCUCCUGCUAAGCCAUGGGGCUGACCUAUCCAAUAGGGAUGAUCACUACUGCACCCCUUUAAUGCUGGCCUCCGCAACGGGUCACACUUCAACAAUUCAACUACUCUUACUUAACCAUGCAGAUGUACUAGCAAAUGACCGCCUAAAAAAUACAUCCCUUCAUUAUGCGUGUGCCAACGGACAUGUUCAAAUUGUUCUCGCUCUAUUAGACGCCAGGGCGGAUGUCACGGUGAGAAAUUCUCAAAAUCAGACGCCUUUGGAUAUUUCCAUUGAAAAUUUCCAGCAAGAAGUAGCAAUUACUAUGCUAAAGCAUAGAUGCUGGAGAGAGUGUAUGGAAAUGAAGGAUGAAGUUGGUAUGUCCCCUCUCGAGAAACUUAUUAUCAAAUUACCGGAAGCCGCAAAGAUUUUAUUGGAUAACACAUCCCAAAAGUCUAACUUGGACGAUUCUGAUCCAUCUUUAACAGUUCUAUAUGAUUUUAGGUAUUUAGAUCCUGGUCCAGACGAGUUAAAUCAGGCAAACCAACGCUAUUACGCCUUAAAGACAAUGGCCACAUACAGGAGAGAGAAGCUACUUUCUCAUCCCAUUUGCCAAGCAAAUAUGGCCUAUAAAUGGAAUUCUUUUGGAAGAAAAAUGUGCGCCAUGAAUGUUCUUUUUUAUAUUGUAUAUUUGACUGUACUUUACCUGCAUGCCAAGGGUAAUUUACAAGCCAGAAAUGGAACAGAUUGUUAUCCCAAUAUUACAAGUGAUACUUUCUAUCUUACUGCAAAGCAGGAUUUCCUUAUCUCAACUAGGAUAACUCAAGCCUUACUUUUUAUACUUGUCAUAAUUUCUUGCUGCCGCGAAAUGCUAACAAUCUACCAACAAAAACUUGCCAGUUUAGUAAUAGUCGACAAUUGGUGUGCAAUUGCGGUUAUCAUCUCCACCAUCCUCUUCACCAUACACAAUAAGUCACCUUGUGAAUAUUACAGAAGAUCCGGUUGGAUAACCAUAUUCUUCGUAUGGCUAAACCUUACUCUUUAUUUAAGAAGGGUUCCUUAUAUAGGAAUUUAUAUAAUUAUGUUUCUUCAAGUAUUGGCCUCUUUGAUGAAAGCUGUUCUCAUGUUCCUCUUUUUUUUGUUAGCCUUUUCCAUGUGCUUCCACGUGAUAAUCGAAAAGGAUCAUAGUGAGAUCAACCCUUUUAGAGAUAUGAUAACAACUCUUUAUCAAGUCUUUAUUAUGACCUUGGGUGAAAUAGAUUUUCAGGAUGAUUUCUUAAAAAAGUUUAAAAAAUUCCAGCCUUUUGACACGGAUGUUUAUUUUCUUUUGGCUAUAUUUCUCUUCAUUAUGCCCGUUGUACUUAUGAAUCUGUUGAUUGGUAUAGCUGUUGGAGAUAUUGGUCAAAUUCAGGCCAAUGCACACGUUCAAAGGUUAUCUAUGCAAGUCGAUCUUUUGGGCUAUACCGAAAAUAUGCUACCUGGUUUUUUACAGAGAAGAGUAUACAAAAGACAGUUACAAGUACAACCGAAUAAAAGUUCUUUAUCUUUUCUCGAGCGUUUAGGAAAUUUUUUAUCCGGAAAAGAUAAUUCUAAAAUAAAAGUAGCAUCCCCGGAGGGUGAAGAAAUCGAUUUUAAUAUACAAAACCAGAUUACUAGGCAAACAAGAAGUAUACGGAAAUUGGAAGAGGAAGUAGCAACAGUUAACAAACAAUUAAAGGAAAUCGUCGAGCAUUUUGAUAAAGAUAAAACCUUAAUUUCUUAUAGAGGAGAUUAUGACGGAACGUCACCACCUAGGAGAAUAUUAUCAUCUCAAACUCUAUCCCCUACAGCCAUUGCAAGACGAAAAUUUUUUAUGGAAGGUGGAAUGAUACCACACUCUUAAUUAAUGAACAUAAUCCUCUAGUUCUUCCCCAUUCUUCCUCUUCCCACUCUCCGUAAUGUUCUAUUAGUGUGAUUGUUUUGGAGUAAAUACUCUAAUUUUUGUAUUGAGAUAUGAUUAUCUAUGGAAAUUAUGAUAAUAUACUUGACAUUUAAGUAUUUAUUUGUAGAAGAAAAACUAUAAAACAUGCAAAAUAUCCUUUCUUUUAAUCAUAUACUAAAUUCCUCUCUGCUGU
This is a messenger RNA of Dimorphilus gyrociliatus, 4902 nucleotides long. The record is from the annotation of a GenBank genome assembly. Lineage: Eukaryota; Metazoa; Annelida; Polychaeta; Dinophilidae.